GGGAAGCUUCAAGCGUGGAGUGAAAGGAUCGAGGUUUGGGUGAAUCUCAUGACGGCCAAUGGACGGUAGGGACAGGGAAGUCAUGCGGUCGAGUGCAUGCGGGCGUGUUGCACGAGGGUUGCAUAAGACGUGGAGGAGGGCAUAAUGAGGGACGGGAAAAGGGCAACACGACAGGUGAAGAGAUGAGCAGGUGGUGGGAGAUGAGCCGUACUUCAGACGAUCAUCCAGAAGGGACAUUAGCCCAAAGCGCGGCUAGCAUGAUAACGCAAGAGUGUUGCGGUGUGGGUGGGCAGAUGAGAGAGAGAGCGGACCCCCCACAUGGCCGCGUUCCUGAACGGCUCCUCCACGAUAGGCAAGCCCGCCGUAGCUGUGUCGCACUUUUUCGGGCCAAGCCGUCGUUGGCGGGCGGCCUCGUCGACGCGUGGCUGGCCGCGCGCGGGAACACGGCGCGCCCAGCAAGCCGCGCCACCGCUCGGGGCCAGGCACACUCCCAACGGCAUUGGCACUCUUCUUCUUUUUUUUUCUGUUCCUCUCUGGGGGCCGUAUGUGUGGCGUCGUCGAAGGGGUCCCGCCGUCGUUACAGCACAAUUCCUCUCAUCAAUCGCACUCGCAUUGCCGGCCGAUCCUCCUCCGCCCCCGGCCCCACGUCUUUUUCACCUUCUUCAUCGUUCGCCCUGUCUGUCAUCAAUAGUGUCAUCCACGAUUCAGGGGCCUCCGCGUCCUCUCGUGUAGAUCAGCCCUUCUUGUCAAGCCCUCCGGCCGACCAUCAUCAUCUUGAUACUUGGUUCAUCCCAUAAAAAGACACUCUUCCCCUGCUCGCUAAAUCCGCAUGCCUGCCCCCAAGCCCCGGCCCACGAACUCCUCCGGUGGCUUACAUUCUGUCUGCGACUGUGCAUGUUUCUGCCGGCUAGGUCGUCGGCUGUUUCUUGCGCUGGCAUAAUAACUUACAGACAUAUAUCACAGUAGUCACAGCAGCAGCUAGAUCGGAAAUGCCCCUCUUGGCAGCAGAGCCCGGCGCUGGCCUUGUUUUCGCUGCUGCAACUUGGCGCGCAUGCUACGCUAGGUAUCUACUCCUAUUCCCCACAUACCGUGACACUGCGCGGUG
Molecule: messenger RNA, 1105 nt
Organism: Aplosporella prunicola CBS 121167
Lineage: Eukaryota; Fungi; Ascomycota; Dothideomycetes; Botryosphaeriales; Aplosporellaceae
Exons: 1
Coding region: 183-797 (204 amino acids)
Source: RefSeq, a predicted model, not a curated record